Molecule: messenger RNA, 981 nt
Organism: Cornus florida
Lineage: Eukaryota; Viridiplantae; Streptophyta; Magnoliopsida; Cornales; Cornaceae
Exons: 3
Coding region: 89-718 (209 amino acids)
Source: RefSeq, a predicted model, not a curated record
AAUUUUAAAGUGCCAGAAACGCCUGGCACUGUUCUCUCUUCCUCUCUCUAAAGCUCAAUCUCUCUCUCUCUAGACUUUCUUCUCUGUAAUGGCAACUUCUUCAUCUUCGAAAGGAUGGUUGAGCAAUCUCUCGACUUACGCAUCUCGCGUAUAUUUCUUCAUUAUCAUCCUUCAGAUCCCUCUUUUCAGGGUACCAUGUAGAAGUGGUAUGUGUUCAACCCCUAUUCAGGUCACUUCUUCCCAGUUAAUUGCAAGUGAGAUCAUCCCAGUUUCUGUAGUGAAGGGCCUUCUCUAUCCUGGAGCCAUUACAAAUGGCCUCAUCAGCAACAUGACUGUUCCAAGCUGGGAUAAUCUCCUGAACAUCUACAACCUGACUUAUGCGAAGGAAGCUUCUGCAGUAACUGAUCUACAACGUCUAGAGGUUCUUGCAGGAAGCUACUUCUCUGUGGCAGGGGCACUUGUGGGUAUAAUGAAACCUGGAAGGAUGAGCAUGUUCGGGACCCUUCUGAUAAUUUGGGGCCUUGUCAAGGAAGGUAUCCUUGGAAAACCAGUAAACACAGAUCCUGCAAAAGCCGUUUUUGUCUACCCGACAAUGUUGAUUGUGCUGGUUUGUGCCUUCUCUUCUGUAAAGUACGACGUAAAGAAGGUUAUGAGAAGUGCCCCGCCUCGACCUCUUGCAAAACCUCUGAAGAGCUCUUCAAAAUCUAAGCUGAAAUGAGUUUGAGAUGUUAAUACUUCUGGUUGGAAACGGAUCUUAUUCUUCUUAUAGUGUUUUGUGGUUGAUGAGUACAACAAUCUGUCUAUGCCCCUGCCAAAUCAUCCUUUUUGAAGCAUUUUAUUGCUUAAUUCAGUCUUAGAUUUGUCCAGGUUUCAAGGUUCAUUGAUUAGUAAAGCAACAGCAUGUUGAAUAUGUAUGAACUUGUUAACACUCUCUUUUGUUGCCCAUAAGAUGGAAAGAAAUGGUGUGCAAAUUUUGAAUCA